UAAUUACAAAUAUCCUGGGACCAUGUCGGCGCUCUCUCUCUUUGGUACUUUACCUUCAUUAUGUCGCGACCAAACUAUGGAUGGCUUCAAGGGACUACCGUUCGCAAGUCGGGAAUCACGUCCUCUAGUUCGAAUGCAACCAGGUCCUCAACUCCCCAAGUCCAGAGUACUUCCUCCACCGUUUAUGGUGGAGGUGUGAAGGAUCCCUCCGGUAGAACGGCCGAAUACUUUUCAAUGGACGAUCAAUGCCCGGUCUGCCGAAGUGACAGAUAUUUAAACCCAAAGUUAAGACUUCUUGUGAGCUCAUGUUACCAUAAAAUGUGUGAAUCCUGUAUAGAUCGUUUAUUCACUCUUGGUCCAGCACCAUGUCCAAUAUGUCAGAAAGUGUUGCGCAAAUUAGCAUUCUCACCUCAAACCUUUGAAGACCUGGGGGUUGAGAAAGAAGUCGCGGUAAGGAGGCGUUUAGCAAAAGAGUUCAACAAACGACGCGAAGAUUUCGACGAUCUACGGUCCUAUAAUGACUAUCUAGAAGAAGUGGAAGACAUCGCAUUUAAUCUGAUCAACAACAUCAACGUCCAGGAGACUGAAGCCCGCGUCGCGACCUACAAAGCUGCAAAUGCAGCCUUGACCGCUCUCAACCUUCAAAGAGAGGAGGCGUAUGCACUUGCGCUUAAGGAACAAGAAGAACUGGACCGAAAGGAACGUGAAGCCCGUGCAGCUCAACUGGCUCACGAACAACAACUAGAACGUGAAGAGAAGGAACGAGAACAACGCGAGAUAAUUGACAAACUAGAGACAAGUCAAAAGGACGCGCGCCAAGUCGUCGCCAAGUCUCGAGCAAAUGCGGCAAAGCGACUCGCUGCUGUAUCUGGCUCAGGGAAACCUUCUGGACUGGCUGCUGUGGGAUUCGGGUUUGGGGCUGAUUAUGCCAAGUUGCUCAAAACAAGAACGACAGGAAAGAAGGCAUCCAACUCGGUUCCCGACGAGCCCCAUAUUCCGCUCCAGGACGAGUGGUAUGCGUAUGAUGAUCUAUUUGUCUUCAAGGACGGGUAUGACGACGUUGUGAGUGAAGCCGUAAGGAAGGAUCGAGAAGGCAUUAUGAGGGCCGGAGGCUAUAUGGUAGAGGAGGCGUGGCAGAGAGCAUUGAGGUCUGCAGUCGCAGGGUUGGAUAUUUCACCCUUAGAGGGCUUGACUGAGAGAGGAGUACCAGAGCCCACCGGGCCAGUGGACAGCGGGACAGACGUUGUUAUGGUUUCUGUAUGA
This is a messenger RNA of Marasmius oreades (fairy-ring Marasmius), 1263 nucleotides long. RefSeq lists its product as uncharacterized. Gene Ontology annotation, cellular component: transcription factor TFIIH holo complex. Gene Ontology annotation, biological process: regulation of transcription by RNA polymerase II; positive regulation of cyclin-dependent protein serine/threonine kinase activity; nucleotide-excision repair. The transcript has 5 exons. Lineage: Eukaryota; Fungi; Basidiomycota; Agaricomycetes; Agaricales; Marasmiaceae. Gene Ontology annotation, molecular function: cyclin-dependent protein serine/threonine kinase activator activity. The record is from RefSeq and is a predicted model, not a curated record. Bases 61 to 1263 code for a protein of 400 amino acids.